This is a messenger RNA of Cuscuta europaea, 2632 nucleotides long. The record is from the annotation of a GenBank genome assembly. Lineage: Eukaryota; Viridiplantae; Streptophyta; Magnoliopsida; Solanales; Convolvulaceae.
AUUUUCUUUAGACGUUUCACCACUGCUAAGUGACGGUUCGUCCUCGCAGCUCCUCAAACUGGGCCGCUGGACGCCGGCAGCGUUCAUUGCCUCCUUGAACCUCGCCUGCUCGUGAACUCGUUCCUUCCUCCAGCCCAAGACGACCGCCCAACUUAGUUCUGCUCUCGCCUUCUCCUUUGGACUCCUAGAGUCCCAACCUACGAAUUUAAGAAGUUAAGAAGAUGAAGCAGAUGAAGAUCAAGCGAGUGAUGCAGUUUUAGUAACGAACGGGUGUCAUGAGAUUGGUCAGAUGAUUAUAAUAUCAUCAUUGAUAGUCAAAAGUACACGGGCUAAGUUGCUAGCUAAGGAUAAGAAGGCCGCUAGGGAGGCAUUUGGCGCUUAUAAUGAGCCACCUACUGGAGAUGCAAAGAGUUGGUUGUGCUUAAAGACAGCUCUUAACGGUGUUCGUGCACUUGUAUGCCCAAGUGAGGGUUUCGCACCUAACGCUCAGAGCACUAACGAUUUGCAACAUGUUACUAUAUUGUCAAAGGGUAGCCAGCCAUUCACUCCCUUUUCGCAGCUUCAUGAGCAAAAACUCCUUGAAUCCCAUUUAGUCUCUCUCCUCGAUGUCUGCAAUGGUCUACUCCAAAUCCGGCAAGUCCACGCGCAUGUGAUCCGAAGAGGCGUGGACCAGUGCUGCUAUGUUCUCACCAAGCUCAUUCGUACGCUCACCAAAAUCAACGUCCCUGUGGACCCUUACCCGCGUCUGGUGUUCGAAAGGGUCAAAGACCGGAACCCUUUUUUGUGGACUGCCAUGAUCCGAGGCUACUGCAUGGAAGGGUCAUUGGAAGAGGCUUUCUGGAUGUACGGUCUGAUGAGGAGAGAAGGUCUUUCCCCAGUUUCAUUCACUUUUACAGCAUUAUUAAAGGCUUGUAGUGAUGUCUUGGAGCUCCAGUUAGGGUGCCAGAUCCACUGUCAGUGUGUAAAGGUGGGCCGUCUCUCUUCCGACCUGUACACGAUGAACACUUUGAUAGAUAUGUAUGUGAAAUGUGGGCUCCUUGACUGUGGGCGGAAGGUGUUCGAUGAAAUGCCUGUAAGAGAUGCGAUCUCCUGGACUUCCCUGAUCUUCGCGUAUGCCAAGAGUGGGGAUAUGGGAUCUGCAAUGGAACUGUUUGAUGGUCUGCCUUUCAAAGAUAUGGUAGCCUGGACCACUAUGGUCACAGGCUUGGCCCAAAAUGGCAAACCCAAUGAAUCCAUAGAGAUCUUCUGCAGGAUGCAGAAUGCAGGAGUGGAGACGGAUGAUGUGACCUUGUCGGGCGUUAUAUCAGCAUGCGCUCAACUGGGCUCCACCAAACACGCCGAUUGGAUAAGGAGCGUGGCUGAGAGGUCAGGAUAUGGGCCCGCAAAUAACGUCGUCGUCGGUUCGGCGUUGAUCGAUAUGUACUCCAAGUGUGGUAGCGUUGAGAAUGCUCAUGACGUUUUUGAGAAGAUGAAGAUGAAGAAUGUGUUCUCAUAUAGCUCCAUGAUUCUAGGGUUUGCCAUGCACGGACAUGCAAGCCGUGCGUUAGAUCUGUUUGAGAGCAUGUUGAGGACAAACAGUAGGCCGAAUGACGUCACCUUUCUUGGUGUUUUACUAGCAUGCAGUUACUCAGGUCUGGUAGAACAAGCCAAACACUUUUUCCAUGCGAUGGAGAAUAAAUUUGGAAUCAACCCAGCUGUGAAUCACUAUGCCUGCAUGGUGGAUGUUCUUGGCAGGGCAGGGAAACUAGAAGAAGCACUGGAUCUCAUUCGGAACAUGCCCAUAAAGCCAAAUGGAGGUGUCUGGGGAGCCUUGUUAGGAGGUUGCCGGAUCCACAGCAAUCCAGAAGUAGCAGAGAUUGCUGCAAACCACCUCUUAGAACUUGAGCCAGACGGAAUUGGAAAUUUUGUCCUUCUCGCGAACAUCUAUGCUUCCGCCGGAAGGUGGGAAGAUGUGUUGAAGGUUAGGAAGAUGAUGAAAUCAAGAUUACUCCGAAAGAGCCCUUCACGCAGCUGGGUCGAAGGGAAAGAUGGGGAAAUCCGCGAGUUUUAUGCCGGGGAUUCGACCGACCCAAUGUCCUGUGAGAUUAUGAGAGUGCUUGAGGAUCUGGUUGUGCAACUUGGGUUUGGCGGGUAUGAACCGAACCUGAGUUGCGUGCCUUACGAUUUGGGCGAUAAGGAGAAGAAACGGAUUUUGAUGAGUCAUAGUGAGAAGCUUGCUUUGGGUUAUAGCUUGCUGACCAGCAGUUCGGUCUCCGAUAUUAAAAUAAUGAAGAAUCUCAGGAUUUGUGAAGAUUGUCAUUCGUUCAUGUCCGGUGUGUCUGGUCUGAGUGGUAGGGUAAUUAUCAUCAGGGAUAACAAGAGGUUUCAUCAUUUUCGUAAUGGGUUCUGCUCUUGUGGCAACUUCUGGUGAUGGAAUAUAGGAAACUCCCUUUUUGUUCUUGAUAUACUCUGAGGUGUUACUAUUAACUGUAGAGUAUUAAGUGUCCAAGUAUACCACACUUGCUGUAUUAAUUUUGUGCUUUAUUUUAGUUACUAGCUAACCCCAAUUUAAUCUAUGCAGCCUUUCCGGUUUGUAUACUUUUUGUUAGUAUUGAAAUGUUAAUUCUAUACUGUUUUUGUCCGUCUAUUUUUG